AUGAAAUCAAAUAGAAGCAAAAGCAAAGAUUAGGUUUAAAAAAAUGUCAAAUGUAGAAAGUUUAUUAUCUGUAGUUAUAGAAAUCGAAUAAUAAUCUUGGUAAGAGGGAUUAUACAGAGAGGAAGGAGUUAUAUUUAGAGAAAAUAACUUACAACCAAUAAAUUUUUUGUGGAAUAGACAAAAGAUAAAUAGAUAAAAUAUAUUGUGGAUAGAAAUGUAUUGAGAGAGUAAUUUAUCAUUCAUGAAUAAAUUAGAUAAUAAAUCAUUGACGUUAAAGUUUAGCCUGAAAUAAUGAGAAACUUAGAAUAAGUCAAAUAUCUCAAAUGGGAAGGAGAGUUAGGAAUGAAUAAAAAAAAUGGAAUGCUUUUUGGAGAGGAACUAAUUUACAUAUUGGAGGAGAAUAGUUUAUUUUAUUAGGGUAAAAAAUGGGAGGUGGAUUGAAAUACAUGAAAAUUAUUUUAAGUUUUUGAAGUAUUUAACAAUUAGUCUAUGAAAUAUAUAAUAUUUGGGAUAAUAUAAUAAUGGAAAGAAAUAAGGAAAAUGGAUCAUUUAAUUUAAAUAUAUAGACUAUUUUUAAGAAUAUUAAAAAAUGUAAUAUGAAUAUAAACUUAUUUUAGAGGGGGAGGAUCAUAUGAUGUAAAUGAAAUAAUGAUGGGAAGGUGAAUUAAAUUAAAUGACAAUUUUAAAGAGUAUAAAUAUAUAGGAAUAAUAGCACAUCCUAAACUAUUUUGGAAGGUGACUAUGUUUAAGGGAAAAAAUAAGGAAAGUGGACAAUCAAAUUUAGAUUAAAUGAAAAGAAUAGAUUUAAAAUAUUCUAUUUAUCUGUAGAGGGAUAUUUAGAGGAGGAGGAGCUUAUGAUAUUCAAGGAAGAAAAAAUGGCAAAUGGAGAGAUACAAAUCAUAAUUUCUAGAUAUAAAUUAAUAAUUUUAUCCUUUACAAUUAUAGAUAACUAAAUGAUUGAUGAUGGAGAAUAUAAAAACGGAAAAAGAAAAGGGAAAUGGAUAGCAAAGUACAGGUAUCAAAUAAAUGAACCUUUUACUUAAAUAUAAUAGUUUUAUUUAUAUUUUAAGUGGUGAGGGUAUUUAUGAUGAUUCAGAAAUAAAAAAUGGAAGAAUGGGAAGAAAUUUUUUAAAACUUUCAAAAGUAAUAAACUUAAACAUAUUUUAAUUAGUUCAUGCAAAGUGACUUUGGUUAGAGAUUAUUUAAAAGGAAAUAAAAAAGGGAAAUGGUAUAUUUCAUAAGAUAUUAGGAAAAAUAAAAUUUUAUAUAAAUGUUUAAUAUUUUUUAUAAAUUUAGUGGUGGAGGAACUUAUGAUGAAAAAGGAUUUUAAAAUGGUUAAUGGUCGGUAUUAACUGAUAAUUUUAAAAUGUAAACUUUUUUCUAAAAGCAGUUCAAAUUAAAUAAUUCUGAAAGGAAAUUAUUUAUAUGGUAAGAAAUUAGGCGAAUGGGAUACACUUUAUAAAAAGAAUCCACAAUUAGAGUUUUAAAUUAUGUUAUACUUAAUUUUUUUUAUUUUUUCUAGUGCAGGAGGCCUUUAUGAUGAAAAUAGUUUCAAAAAUGGUAAUUGAAUUGAUUUGGAUUUUCGUUUUGGUUUUGGGCAAAAUUAAGUAAUUUUAAAGGGACAAUAUAAAAAUGGUUUUAAAAUUAAUCAAUUUUAAGAAGAGAUUUCAAAUAAUGUCUGAUGAUUAUAAAACAUGCAUUAAAUUAAGCAAGAUAAAAUAAUUUUAUAAGCUUUAACAUUUAAAAUCAUUAUCAUAUAAAGGAUCUAAUUAGAAUUUGUAUCAAAAUUUCCUUAAUAUAUGA
Molecule: messenger RNA, 1803 nt
Organism: Paramecium sonneborni
Lineage: Eukaryota; Ciliophora; Oligohymenophorea; Peniculida; Parameciidae
Source: the annotation of a GenBank genome assembly